Molecule: messenger RNA, 1512 nt
Organism: Pyricularia oryzae 70-15
Lineage: Eukaryota; Fungi; Ascomycota; Sordariomycetes; Magnaporthales; Pyriculariaceae
Product: thioredoxin-like protein 4A
Exons: 3
Coding region: 168-599 (143 amino acids)
Biological process (GO): mRNA splicing, via spliceosome
Cellular component (GO): U4/U6 x U5 tri-snRNP complex; U5 snRNP; spliceosomal complex
Source: RefSeq, a predicted model, not a curated record
GUCAUCUUUUAGAGCGCCUGGUCACGUCGUCGCCUUCAACCAUCCACCGUUGGGUGAACUGAGUCUUCAUCCCGACCGCAUACUCAUCGACAAUAAUAUUCCCCACUACAGCAGACACGAUCACCUAAAUUACAAAGAAAACAGCACAACAGCAAAAACACGAAGCCAUGGGCUCCGUCGUACUUCCCCAUCUCAACACGGCAUGGCACGUCGACCAAGCAAUUCUGUCCGAAGAUGAGCGCCUGGUCGUGAUCCGGUUCGGGCGCGACGGCGACCCGGACUGCAUGAAGAUGGACGAGGUUCUCUUCAAGAUCGCCGACAAGGUCAAGAACUUCGCCGUCGUCUACGUCUGUGACAUUGAUCAGGUGCCCGACUUCAACCAGAUGUACGAACUAUACGACCCCAUGACCGUCAUGUUCUUCUUCCGCAACAAGCACAUAAUGUGCGAUUUUGGCACGGGUAACAACAACAAGCUUACCUUGGUGCUCGAGGAGAAGCAGGAACUAAUCGACAUCAUUGAAACCAUCUACCGUGGCGCAAAGAAGGGACGUGGUCUUGUCGUCAGCCCAAAGGACUACUCCACAAGAUACCGCUACUGAUUGAAGCGGUCGCGCAAUACUGACAUACUCUGGAGGGCAUCGCCCCUAUUUUACUCCAACACCCGACUCAUGGAGGAUUGACCAACUUUGCCUUUAUCCGCGAGCUGACAUUGUUCAAGGCGGACGAAGCGCACCGAAACCACUUUUUUCCUCGUGAACGAUAUAUUGCAUACGGAGGUUAUAAGGGUGAGUUACCCUAGGCUUGCGAGGUACCUUUUUGGCGCGUGCUUGGGUUUUUGUAAGUACCUAUAGUGAGCGGUAUGCAUAACCCUGGUCGAAAAAUACCUGACAGGCCUAGGGAAACUUUGGCCUCCUACCUCCGUACUUGCACGAUAAUGUGCAAGAGAUCUCUCGGUUAUUAGCGUUUUGCGAACUGUCAAGGAAGCAGUGAAAUUUCCGGGAGCUAUAUUGAAGCCAACGAGUCUUGCCAAACUUCGUCCCCUUUUUGGGUCGUGUACUGUCUUCAAAGGUUUGUUCAACUCUGCGGGCACGAUGUAGAAAUUCUCGUAUUUUUGCUCUUCUGCCAUGUGAAUGAUCCCUAGCUAGACUGUAUUACUUGUUUGGAUACAUGGUGCAACAAAAGUCCGAUUGUGUCCAACGCAAAAAAGGUUAAAGCCCCAAAUGAUGCUGCGCUCUUUUAAAAACAAAACAUAGAGGGGAAAUGGAUCAUGAAUUAGCGAGGGUAUCUUUGAAACAAAAUUGAAAAGAUCUGUGACGGUAAAAGUCUAAUCGAAUGCAUGCUGUAAUCGACAGGAUAUGCUGUUGUGAGGUGUGAAGAAACAUCAUCUUCAAAGCAUGUCCCCACUACCAGGCGGGGACCCCUUGGGCAGGUAUGAACUGGGAAGCUUGGGUACCUGAGGAGGGCCUGGGCGGUCGGGACGGGAAAUAUCUAGAUGCUGUCGUUCAUCCUUCG